AUGAAAGCACAUUGGCAUCCACAGUUUGUAAUAACCGAUCAAUGUGCAUCAACGAAACAAGCAAUUCCGAUAGCUUUUCUAGAUGCUACCCAUCGAUUGUGUAUGUGGCACAUAACAAAAGAAGUAAAGGACAAGAUUAGUGACUAUUUAGCCCAUAGCAUCUCGUUCAAAAGAGAAUUCAACAAGCUCGUAUGGAAUGUCCACAUAGGUCCGAAAAUUUUUGAAGAAAAAUGGAAUGCCAUGAUGGAUGAGUAUGGCUUACGGGGUCACUCAUGCGGCGAAUGUGUACACGAAAAUGAUUUUUUUGAUGCACAAAAAGAAAUGAACAAGGCAGUAUGGUUCUGUGGGGUUGUCGACAUCCUAGAGGUCGGUGAUAAGAAGAUUUACAAUAUUACGCAUAAGAACAGGAAUUCUGAGGUGAAAGCUGCGUACAAGGUAGUUCAUGAUAUUAAGGAAGAGUCUUUUGAUUGUAGUUGCAACCAUUUUGUUCGCAAUGGUAUAUUAUAUCGCCACGCGUUUAAGAGAGUUAGUUCCGUUGAGUUGUUGCCGGCUCGUGCCAGGUAUGGUGAAAUGGAUGUUGAGAAUCAAGUUAUGAUCAACCAGGCUGUAUCAAUGUUUGAUCUUAUUAUUGGGCGUGUACGCAAUGAUAAGAAUUCGUUGGCAAAGUUUGUGGACCAAUUGGAACAGUGGAGUGAUGAAAUUUUAAUCGAUGUUCCUAUAUUGACAGGUACUGAACAGAAGAGAAAUGAUAUUCAGGAGCUCUUGUGUGUUUCCGAACCUGAAUCAGUUGAUUUCUUACCCCUAACCGGGAUAUGUAAUAAAGGUUGUGAAACCACGAAACGUCUUGUUGGUAUGUCAGAGAGGGCAUCCGUUAAUGCAAAGAAACCCAAAAGAUUGUGCAGAACUUGUGAGAAAAUGGGUUGGCAUGAUUCUCGCAAUUGUCCGUCAAAAAGCGACGGUUCAUAUAAUGGUUCAUAUGUUAAUGCUGUUAAACAUGUUUAUACAAAGCAAACAGUGAAACCAUUUCAUAACAAUGAACAGAUGUAUGUUCUCAUAAGAUUGAAAUAG
Molecule: messenger RNA, 1068 nt
Organism: Cynara cardunculus var. scolymus (artichoke)
Lineage: Eukaryota; Viridiplantae; Streptophyta; Magnoliopsida; Asterales; Asteraceae
Exons: 6
Coding region: 1-1068 (355 amino acids)
Biological process (GO): regulation of DNA-templated transcription
Source: RefSeq, a predicted model, not a curated record